CAGCUCAAAAAACUCCAGCUAGUCGAGCGCCGCGGUUUGAAAAAAAGUUCGUCUAUGAAAACAGUUAUCGAGAAAAACCAACAUAUAUUUCAUUAAACCAGAACUAAUGUGCAGUUUUUAAGAUUUUUGGACUGAUAAGACAGCCAUGGCACUGCAUCCAGCCAAGGAAGAGGCACUUCUGGCAUGGAUCAACGGCCUGCAGCUGGACGAACCCGUGCAGCGAAUCGCCCACCUGCAGGACGGAGCUCUGCUGCUCAGACUCGCCUAUAAACUGAAAGGGGAGGAGCCUACUAAGGCGCCUGUGCAUCUGCCUCAAGCAGAACGUCUGUCCAUCAUCAAUGACUUCCUCCACGAUGUGUGUCACGUAGAAGAGUGUGUCCUCCUUACAGUGGCCAAAGGAAGGAUGCUGGAGUUGGAGCUCACCAAGGUUGUGCUGCUCCUGUGCUACUAUGGCCUCGUCGACAGCGGUCUGGUGCCCAAAGUGGAUUUUGAAACCGAGCUGCAGAUGGCGACCAUGUUGCGUUACGUGCAGCAUGGCGUGAGCGGUUUGUCUCUGCGUGAAGGUUUGGACAAACUCCUCACCACAAGCUCUUUGAUCCACAACUCAUCUGUGAGCAGUACGUCCUCUCACAGCGAGGACGGCUCGCCUGUAUUUUCCCGCCGCUCUCCGCUGGUCAGCUUCGUGGAGCUCAACACCGUGGCCUCCAGCUCGUUUGUCGGCUCCCCGAUACAGGAGCUGAUGAGCACGCCUCAGGUGCAGGUGAAGAGGCUACGGAAGGAGUUGGCCCGCGAAGGAGACGUGCGUGAUGAACUGGAGCGAGAACUGGCCGAGCGCAUGGGCCUCCUCUCGGAGAAAGAGGGCCGGAUCAGUCAGCUCCAGCACAAACUGCAGCGCUUGCAGAGGGAUCAGGAGGAGAUGGAGAAGGAGCAGAAAGCUGCCCUGACUGAGCUGCAGCAGAAGAACGACGGACUCCUCACACGGGUCCACGAGGUCAUAAAGCAGUGUCGAGACCUCAAAACGGACAACAGUCAGAAAGAGAGACGGAUCGACGAACUCGUGGAGGAGAACGGCACGCUCGCCGCUCAGAUGAGAAACACCUUCGGGCAGCUCGCGAGGGCAGAGGAGGAGGUCGCCAAACUAACAGAAGCUCACGGUUCUUCCGAGGCCGAGUGGGAGAACAGGAAGGACCUGCUACAGAGGGAGCUAAACCAGGCCCUCACUGACAGGGAUUGUCUCUCGGAGCAAAUUCAGAUCUUGCAAGGAAAGAUCUCGGUCUUGGAAGAUGAGCUCGCCAAACUCUCACAGCAAACCCAAGAGAAAGGCGAAGUCCUGGGACCCAUUGUAGAGCGGGAGAAACUGCAGCAGGAACUUGCAGAUUUGACUCUAAAACUCUCCCAGCUGGAUGAAACCAUUUCCAUUGUUAAGAAGGAGAAAAUUGCCGUUGAAACACUGUUGGGAGAAGAGAGAAGCUCGUUUGAAAAGGAAACCAAGCGCUUGGAGGGGCGUAUUUCAGAUCUUCAGCAGUCGAUAGAUAAUAUGCAAGCAGAGAAGGAAGUGCAGGAACAAGCCUCAAGGACCAAGCAGGAAACUCUGAUCUCCCAGAUAGCAGCUUUGGAAACUGAUCUUGCUCAUCUUCAACAACUUGAAUGCAAGCUUACAGAAGAGAUCGCUGCAUCUGCUGAACUUCGACAGCAACGCGGGGCGCUGGAGGCAAAAGUCGCCUCUUUGGAGGAUAUGGUCAAUAUGCUACAAUCCAAAUGCCAAAACAUGGAAACAGAAAAUACUACACAGCAGGAAGUUCUUAACACAGUCAGAUCCAACCUGAAAAAUGCCCAAAUCUCCCUUGUGGAAUAUGAGAAAAAGCUGGCAGACCAUCAAAAAGUGGUAGAAGAGAACGCCUCUCUCAGAGCCAGAAUCUCAGCUCUGGAUGAUACCAUCGCAAAUCUGCAAACUGAGCUGGAUGCCGAGAGAAAAAGGAGUGAGGAGCUUUUUACAGCGAGAGAGCAGCAAAAAGCAUGGAUGGAGGAAAAGUUUCAAAAACAGGAGCAAAAAGCUCACGACAUGUUUGCCGAACUAGAUACCCUGAGCCUCGAACUUCGCAAAAUGAAGCAUCAGAAACUUGAUGCUGAAUCGUGCAUUGAGAAGUUAACCCAAGAAGGAAUAGACCUUAAAGCAAGUCUAGCAGAAGAGCGGGAUCGAGGCCAGUCACAACUUGCUCAACUGACCAAGGCCAAAGAGGAGCAGAAGACUGAACUGCUUCAAAUUAUUACAGAUAAUCAGAGCAAAAUAUCAGAGUUACAAAGUAAAAUUGAGGGAACUGUUGAGUCUCUGAAGAAAAGCGAAAUUGAACUGUCAGUCCUAAAAGAAAAACUGAUUUCCAAAGAUGAAGAACUUGUCACACAACAGCAGGAACUGGCCCAAUUUCAAAACAAGGCAGACAAUCUGCAAAGGCAACUCUUGGAUGUAGAAGGGCUUUCGCAAAAACUGACUGACGAUGUGGUAUUCAAAGACAGGGAAGUACAAGGCUUAAAGGUGGUGCUUGAACAGAAGGAAGGCGAGAUCCAGACCCUUCAGGUCAGCCUUCAGUCGAUAGAGAUGAAGUCAGUUGAAAUGCACAACCUUUACCAGCAAGAAGUUGAAGAGCAGAGGCUUGCUAUUGCAAAACUGAAGUUACAACUAGCUGAAGCUGAGAAACUUAUUUCUGAGAAAGUUGAAAGUCUCAAAGAUCUUGCCCAGCAGUUAAAGGAGUUAAAGGAAGAGCUUUCCGUUGAAAGACAGAGUGUCGCCAGCUUGGAAAUGAGUUUCAAAGCUUCAAAGAAGGCCCAUGAAGUCCAGGAGCAGUCUUUGAGAGCUGAGGUAGCACAACUUCAGCAGGUGAUUGAUGGACAUUUGAAGAAAUUGGAGGAGUCCUUAAAAGAGAUGAAUUUUCUUAAAGAAAAAAUGUCUCGCCAACAGGAUGCUGCACUCCAAAAAGAUCAAGAGGUUUCACUUUUGACAGUACAAAACAAAUCUCUGGAGGAAAGCUUUGCUCAACUUCAGAAUAAAUUAGCAGAGGCCACUACGGCUGCUACAGAAAGACAUUCCGAGUUACUCAAGCUUCAAGAGGAGGUUCAGCGUCAAGAGAAUCUCAGAGCAAAAGCUCAGGAAAUUGAGGAGACUCAACGUAAAGAUCUCCACAGAGAAGUAACUGAACUUCAAGCCAGAGUUCAGGAGCUGAAUAGUCUUGCUUGUGAAAGAGAAAUACAGCUCAGUUCUCUUUGUGAAAAGCUGAAAGAGCAGGAAGUGUACAACCAGGAACUCCUUAAAAAAUCCGAAGAAGCUCUUCAGACUGAACUUGGGAACGUGGCAGACUUGAAGGGGCAACUUGAGUCUGUUAAGCAUCAGACCGCAGCUACAAAUGAUCUUUUGGAGUCGACUAAAGAAAAACUGAAAGAACUGGAGCUCAUGUACCAACAGAAAGAGACCCUUGCUAGUGAAGCUCAUCAGGCCAAGGAAACUUUAGAGAGACAAGUGACUGAGCUUCGCAGUAAGCAGAAACAAGAGCUGGAUAUGUACCAGCAAGAUUUGGAAAGCUUGAAAAGGGAAAAGGAACACCUGUGUGUGAUGAAUGAGUCUCUCCGUGGUGAAUCCCAGACCUUGCGGACAGAGAGCAAGGAGCAACAGGAAACCUUAAGUGCAUUUAGGGCUGACUUGCAGAGCACCCAAGAUAGAUAUCAGAGAGAUCUAGAAGCCCUGAGGAAGGAGAAGGAGUAUCUCCAGGAUCAGUGUCAGAACUUGCAGACUGAGAACAAGGGACAGCAAAAGGCCCUGAAUACCCUCAAGGUUGAUCUUCAGAAAACCCAAGAAGGGUAUCGGAAGGAUUUGGAAAUCAUAGAAAAAGAGAACGAACGUCUCUCUUCAGUAAACCAGUCUCUCCAAAUUGAGUCUCAGAACUUACAGGCAGAGAACAAAGGUCAGCAUGAGGCUAUGGAGACCUUAAAAGCUGAUCUCCAGAACACCCAAAAUGGGUACCAGCAAGAGAUUGAGACAUUGAAGAUGGAACAAGAGCAUCUUUCCUCAGCGAACCAGUCCCUUCAGACCAAAUGUGAGAACCUGCACGCAGAGAACAAAAAGCAAGAGGAGACACUAAAUGUACUGAAGGUUGAUUUACAGAAUGCUCGAGAUGGCCACCAGCAAGAAGUAGGAACAUUGAAGAAGGAGAACAUCCACCUCACCGCCAUUAAUCAGUCUCUUGAGAGUGAGUGCCAGAACUUAAAGGCAGAGAAUAAGGUGCAGCUGGAGGAGUUAAAUGCCCUUAAGGCUGAGUUGCAAGAAAACAAAGCUCAAUGCCUAAAAGAUCUGGAGAUCUUAAAGAAUGAGAAGGAUCAGCUCUCUUCAGCGAAUCAGUUCUUCCAGACUGAGUGCCAAACCUUGCAAUUGGAGAAUAAGGAACAACAGGAGACACUAAAUGCACUCAAGGUAGACCUUCAGAAUGCCCAAGAUGAGUACCAAAACGAGAUAGAAACUUUGAAGAAAGGACAGGAACAUCUUGCCUCAGUGAACCAGUCCCUGCAGAGUGAGUGUGAGAACCUGCAGGCAGAAAAAACAGCUCAACAGGUGGAGAUGAAUGCCCUUAAGGCGGAACUGAAAGAACAUACAAAUAAACAUGAAAAAGAUCUGGAAACCUUGAAGAAUGAGAAGGACCAUCUCUCUUGGUAAACCACCCUACAAAAUGAGUGCCAGGACCUGCAAGCACUGAAAAUGGGGCAAGAGGAGGCAUUAAAUGCCCUCAAGGCUGACUUCCAAGAGAAACUAAACAAACUUGAAAAAGACUUGGAAACCUUGAGGAAUGAGAAGGAAGAGAUUGCCCUAGUGAACCAGAACCUUCAGGCAGAGAAAUUGGAGCAACGGGAUGAGUUAAAUGCCCUCAAGGCUGAUCUGCAAGAAAGCAAAGAUAAAUACCAAAAAGAUCUCGAGACCCAAAAGAAUGAGAAAGAUCAUCUUGCCACUGUGAAUCUGUCCAUUCAGACUAAGUGCCAGACUUUGCAAGCAGAGAACGAGGAACAACAGGAGAUGCUAAGUGCACUCAAGGCUGACCUACAGAAUGCCCAAAAUGGAUUUAGACAAGAAUUUGACACUUUGAAGAAGGAACAGGAACAUUUCUGUUCUGUGAACCAGUCCCUCCAGAGUGAGUGCCAGACGCUGCAUGCAGAGAAAUUGGAGCAACAGGAGGAGUUAAAUGCCCUCAAGGCUGACCUCCAAGAGAAACUAAACAAACAUGAAAAAGACUUGGAAAUCUUGAGGAAUGAGAAGGAAGAGCUUGCCUUAGUGAACCAGAACCUUCAGGCAAAGAAAUUGGAGCAAUGGGAUGAGUUAAAUGCCCUCAAGGCUGAUCUGCAAGAAAGCAAAGAUAAAUACCAAAAAGAUCUGGAGACCCUUAAGAAUGAGAAGGAUCAUCUUGCCUCUGUGAACCAGUCCCUUCUUGAAGACCUUGACGAAGCCAGGAAAAUGAGAGCAGAACUGGUCUCCUGCAAAGAAGUUGCACAACAGCGAGAAAACGCUCUUGAUGAACAAGUUAAGGAACUUCAGGUGAAGGUUAAAGAAUUUUCAAGACUAUCAGAUGAAAGAGAGGCUGAAAUUCAAAAUCUUCAACUAAAAGUAAAGGAGGAAGAAGCAGCAAGGCUCAGCACUCAAAAAUCUGAGAAGGCUCUAAGAGCUGAAUUUGAGGCGAAGGUUGCUCAGCUUCAGGUCCAGGUCGAAGAAGCAUCUAGACUUGCAUCCGGAAAAAAAUCUGAGCUAAGUUUGCUUCAAGAUCAGUUUAAGGAGACUGAGAAGCAGAAGCAAGAUGUCUGUCAGGCUAACCAAGUCUUGGAGAAAGCAGUUGCUGAGCUGCACCUCAAGCAAAAGCAAGAGCUUGAGGAGUAUCAUCAGCAACUGGAGACCUUGGCAAAGGAGAAAGAUACCCUUACCUCGGUGAACCAGUCCCUCCAGGCUGAGAGAAAAGCCCAACAGGAGGCUCUGGAUGACCUCCAGAGUGGCCUGCAGCAGGAAGUAAAGACACUGACAAAGGAAAAGGAUCAUCUGUCCUCAGUAAACCAAUCACUUAAGCGGGAGUGUGAUGCCUUCCAAAGACUCGGAGAAGAAUUGGAGGCUAAGCUAAAGGAACACACUGAAUCAACCCGGGUUAUGAAGGAGGCCAUCCAAAAGAAAGAGAAGCAGAACCAAGAACUACAGGAGCAGCUCACGGUGAAGACGGAAGCAGUGGAGCACUACAAAGUUCAGGUAGAAAAGGCGAAAACUCAUUACAACGGCAAAAAACAACAACUCCUCGAGGAGCAGGAGGCACGUCAGACCCUUCUGGCUUCUGAAACCAGCGAGAGUGAGGCAAAGGCUCUGAAGGCUGAGCUAAAACUUGUCUCCAUGGAGCUUGAGAGGAUCAAGGCAUCCGAGAAGAGUUUGAUGGUGAAGGUCAAGAGUCUGGAGACACAGUUGGAAUAUGCAGAUCGCCAGCUGAGAGAACAGAGAAAACAAGGAGGCCCGAGUGUCCAGGUGAAACACAGAGAAAGUGGUUAUUGGAAAAUCCCAGAGAAUCCGCAAAACACCAGCUCGGACAGCCUGGACCUCGACCACGAUGAUUCUCUGAACACCAUUAGCAAUAAACACACCGUUCCCAGCGAGUCCAGCACACCUUUGGUCCGAAGUUCCGAACGAUUGGCAGCCAAACGCCGCGCUCAAGAUGGAGGUUCACUCGAGACCCUGUACUUUACCCCCAUGAUGCCGCGGGUGAAGAAACACGCCGCCACCAACCAGGACCACAAAUUCGAAAGCAGCCUCACGUCUUUCGAAGAGUUAACUCUCGAUUCAGCAAAGAAGCCGAGCGACUCGGUCCAAAGACGACGCACCACACAAGUCAUCAACAUCACCAUGACCAAGAAAACUCCUCUCAGUGGCAUGGCAGAAGCAGACGAGUCUUUCUUCAGCCUGCACUCUGCUCAGUCACAGCCCAAUUUGACCUCACACAAAGCUCGCCCCGUCUCCACAGAGAUCUUUGAGGAUCCCAACAAACUUCUCAGCCUUCCCGGGUAUCGCCGGAGCAAUGCGCACCUCCCCGUUCCACCACGAGCCACAAGCGCGUUCUGCAUAGGAUCCGAGUACGAGCCGGACCUUCGCGAAGACUGGAUGAGAAUCGCCGAGCUGCAGUCACGUAACAAAUCGUGUUUACCUCACCUGAAGAGCAGCUACCCGCUGGAGUCCAGGCCCAGCCUGGGUUUCUCGCACCUGCCCGUAACCGACGAGGACGUUCGCAGCGGCGACCCUAAAGAGACAAUUCGGCGCGCCUCCACGAUCCCGUCCCAGAUCAAGGAAUCGGUCGCUGCUCACCGGGUCUCCCUAGCUCCGCCUCCUGCAGCUUCUCAUGGCCAUGCCCCUUCACAACGCACGACCCAGGUGUCCAAAGCACGAGAAGUGCGAUCCACACGUAGCCCGCUGGCCCCCAAACGGCCCACAGGGCAAAUACAGGAUUUGGACACGCCCGAGGCAAAGAAGUUAGUCAGCUGCUUCCCUCGAACUCCGAAAGGCAGGAAUCUUCGCUCUGCCAAUUCGCAGAACAUUGCACCUUCUCUGGCUGAUCGGAGGCAAUCCAUGGCGUUCAUGAUCGAUAACACCCCUAAAAAAGUUGUGCGCGGCGACAGCAGGCUGCAGCGCGGCAUCAACAAACUCCGCAAAUCCCCGCGCACCACCAGCACAAAGUCACCAAAGAUCACCAGCAGCGCAAAAAAAGUUGAUGAAGUUCAGGAUGAAGAUGUGAGAUCGAGUCUUUCCUCGUCCUCAACAACGUGCAAUAGAAUUGAUCCCAGUAGUUUUUUCUGACGAAUGAUUGGUCCUGGAUUUUUUUUUUUUAUUAUUAUUAUUAUUAUUAUUAUACUCUGUAUUGUGAUUUGUAUCUUUUUUUUUUUUUUUAUCAGAGGAAACGUUAUUGCACUUAACGUUCUCACUUCGUUGUGCGGAUUUUUUCCGUUUUUGACCAAAAUCACUACAAAUCUAAAAACGAAUGCUGUUGCAUCGAGACUGCACUUCUCCUCCCCAUGUGACCCAAACAGGAUGAAACAGACAUAUAGCGGUACGCCGUAAGACCGACAUUUAUAGCAGCUAUAAUCGUAUAAGGCGCUUGGUAUAAUUUGUGGAACAGCCUUAUAGACUUCUGGGUUUGUUUGUUUUUUUUUCCUCGAAGCUGUAAAUAUUCAGAAUCGUAUAUAAUCUUUUUUUGGUGCAUUUUUAAAUGCUUAUGGUUUGGAUCUUGCCAUUCUGAAAAUUCUUUUUUUUUUUUGCCUUUGGCACAUAUUCCAUGAUCCAACAGUCAAUAGAGUUUGGUUAAAAGCUCAUUCUCACCACUAAUUUGUCACCUAUGUAUGUAUGUCAUAUUUUUUUUCCGUUUCAUCUCCCAUUUUUAAAUGUUUGUCCUGUUUUUUCUAUCCCUUGCUUCAUUUUCACUUUUAAAGGUUUCAGUUUCACGCUAAGAAAUAAAAGUCUCAUCAAAGUGA
Molecule: messenger RNA, 8520 nt
Organism: Silurus meridionalis
Lineage: Eukaryota; Metazoa; Chordata; Actinopteri; Siluriformes; Siluridae
Gene: numa1
Product: nuclear mitotic apparatus protein 1
Biological process (GO): establishment of mitotic spindle orientation
Cellular component (GO): centrosome; spindle microtubule; spindle pole
Molecular function (GO): microtubule binding
Source: RefSeq, a predicted model, not a curated record